Danaus plexippus (monarch butterfly) is the source of this 2943-nucleotide messenger RNA. RefSeq names its product sorting nexin-14-like. Gene Ontology annotation, cellular component: late endosome. The record is from RefSeq and is a predicted model, not a curated record. Bases 35 to 2683 code for a protein of 882 amino acids. NCBI's taxonomy places the organism in Eukaryota, Metazoa, Arthropoda, Insecta, Lepidoptera, Nymphalidae. Gene Ontology annotation, biological process: autophagosome maturation. Gene Ontology annotation, molecular function: phosphatidylinositol binding. The transcript has 17 exons.
AUACAAAUGACAAAACGUCAUUGUUCACAUAACCAUGACUGAAAGAUGUCAAAAAAAGUUUACAGAAAAAAUUCUUAAUCAAAAUUAUAUUAUUUUUACUGGAGGUUUUGUGGCUUUUUUAGCUGUAUUAUAUUUUUACAGAUUUCACCUGAUCACAAUAAUAGUAAGCUAUGUGUUGGGAUGUUUGGCUUGUUAUUAUGGACUUCAGAUGAACAUUUUCCAGACAUUCUUAGAUACGAUAUCGUGCCAUUUUAUGAGGAAGCUGCCCAGUCCAGAUCAGAAAAAAACUUCUGUCAGAAUUUGUAAUGCCUGUGAUGCUCCUAACUGCAGUCGCCAUGAUCCAGAACUAUUACCCGAUCCCUGGGUCGGAUUACUCAUUCAUAAACAAUUGGACCAGGCUAUAGAAGAUUUUUAUAACAGAAUUUUAGAGCAAUUUAUAAAUACAUGGUACAGCAAAAUAACUUUGCAGCCAUUUUUUAUUGAUGAACUUCGACAACAGUUGAGAUAUGCAUCGGCAUGUUUGUACAGGAGAGCUCUUACAAUAGAUCCAGGUGUGUUCAUCUUCAGCCGCCUUUUGCCGUGUGCGUUACGUCACGUGUCCCUCCCCCCGGCCGCCACUCACACCGCUCUGAGCUCGCGGGCGUCUGAACUACGCUAUCUGAGAUGUCUGUCUGAUACACUGCUGCCAUAUCUCCUACGACCGGCAGAUUGCCAUAAUGAAGUGUUCCGCACCUUGGUCCGUGAGCUGGUGUCGUGGUGGGUUCUUCUGCCGAUGGUGGACGUGCUGGCUGACCCCUACACCCUCAACACUCUCCUACUGCUGGUCACUGGGGAUGACACCAUGGCGCCGUUACCCACCACGCCAGAUUAUAAAGUCGAGUUCCUGGAGUGUUUCGUUCGUCAGUCGGAGUGCGUGUAUUCGUCGAGGCCUCGUCUGCUUCGCGUUCAGUUGGAACCAUUAGUCCAGGAGUCAGGCGCUCUAUACGCGCUCCUGCAAUACUUGAAAACAACACCUCAUUUACAGCUCUUACAGUUCUACCAGGACAUCAAAUCAUUUCAAACUCGAAUUCUCAACCCCGAGCUGACUGUAUCAGAACAGGCGUCUCUCCAGCGUGAAGCCGAGGAGUUGUUUUCGCGGUACAGAAGUAGUGGACAUCACGAGCUGAUACAGGAGAUGGAACAACUCAUGAAGGAGGGAGGAGUUAGGAGACUUCAGACAUCUCGAGCGCUCUAUCAGGCUGCCAGACAGGCGCACGGUGCCUUAGAGAAGACAAUGCUACCAAAGUUCUUACAUAGCGAAGAAUUCUACAAAUUAUUAAUAGGCCCGAGGCUGCCGGUGGGGUACCAGAAACAAAUGACGAAGAGGCCGGAAGACAAACAGAGCAUGUUGAAACUCGGUGUGAGGAUAAAGAAUGCUUUAAAGCAGCAGGUCGUGGACGGCCAGGUGUUGGAGAUGACGUCACAGCUGGACGAGGGGGAGAGUAUAGAGAACAUAGACAUCCUGCAAUACCUGGACUCCCUCGCCGCCGAGGACUCCUUGGAUCAGGAUCUCAGCACUUACAAAGUGGUCCUCACUCACGUGGAGUCCACAUUGCAAGCCCCGCCGCGUCGUGGUCCGGUGCGAGUGUUCACACUGGCGGUGCACCGCGCGGGGCGGUCCGUGGGAGCUAUGGACGUUGAAGCGGCGUUGUGGCGCGUCAAGCGAAGCGAACAUGACUUCCACCUGCUGCGAGCCAAGCUGAGGGAAUUCCACGGAGACGCGUUAGCGCUGCAGCAGCUGCCGUCUAGAAGAGACAAUAGUCCUCUAGAGACUCUCCGCUACAAGUAUGAAGACUUCCUCCAGAGACUGCUACAGAUCUCCCUUCUCCAGACCAGCGAACUCCUGCAUUUAUUCCUUACAGUUGAUGGAGAUUUCUCUCUAGUGGUCCAAGCGUCGACCUUGAACGCCUCAAACACAGACCUAGGAAACAUUUACCAGUCCGUGGCACAUAAACUACGGAAGGAGAAGGGACAGCACCUGGAAAGCUUCCUCAGGAAUUUUCUGGUGUCGUCGGAUAAGGAGCGGUAUCAGGCUUUAAAACAGGGUUCCCAAGUGGAAGAAGCUCAUGAAGUGAACGAAGAAGAUACGGAGAAGAUCGUCAAGAGACAACACAACGUCCGCAGCAUACAGUCCAGCGUGUUCGGGAACAACUUUGAUAUAGAACCGGAAGUGACGCACAUUCAGACCGACUACCAGGACACCGUGGUCGGCUUCACACAGUGCUUUAUGUAUUUACUAAUAAAAGUGUUGAAAGUCCCCGGGCUGGUGGUGGGCGUGGUGGGCAGCGUGCUAUCUCUGGUGAGCGACUCGCUGGACCUCGCGGGCUCGGCCUUAACCAACAAGUACCUCAAGGAGCUGUUGAACGAGAGACGACUGGCGCAUCUCAUACGACUUGGACACAAUCUCCUGUUCAAUGACCGCACCCCCCGCAGCCCCGCGUCGCUGGUGACGUCACGGGCGCGGGCGCGGGUGGCGGGGGCGGGGAGGGGCGCGAGGCUGUGGUCGGGGGUCGUGCAGGAUGUGUUCGACAUGAUGCAAGUACCGAGGAUGAACAAACAGCUGGUUUAUAAUUUAUUGGACCUGUGUGUGCUGGAACUGUUCCCGGAGCUGCGGACCCCGGGAGCGUCGCACGCGGACACCUGAUGACGUAUCACCUUUUAUUAUUACUGCAUAAGUAUUUUUUUUUGUAAAUUGUGAAAUGAUUGCAAGUGAUAGGUUUUUACUGUAACGUUUACUUUACGAGUGAUUUCUAUUGAAAUGUAAAUAAUUGUAUUAUUAUAUAUAUAUAUUAUUUUUUUUGUAAUAGCGUAAUGUAACCGCAACCUCUGUCUGUGAUAAAGCGGGUUGCCCUAAAUGAAUAUUUGUAACAGGAAGUACCAACCAAAUAUAUUAUUUUCAUAUCA